Trypanosoma theileri is the source of this 423-nucleotide messenger RNA. RefSeq names its product trafficking protein particle complex subunit 1. Gene Ontology annotation, cellular component: TRAPP complex. Gene Ontology annotation, biological process: endoplasmic reticulum to Golgi vesicle-mediated transport. The record is from RefSeq and is a predicted model, not a curated record. Bases 1 to 423 code for a protein of 140 amino acids. Lineage: Eukaryota; Euglenozoa; Kinetoplastea; Trypanosomatida; Trypanosomatidae. The transcript has a single exon.
AUGACGCUUUACUCAAUUUACAUUUUUAAUCGCUAUGGUGAUAAUAUCUUUUAUUUGCAGUGGAAGCGCACAAGUGCGGUGCAGGAAGGUGAGGCUAGUCUAGUUGCAGGAUUUAUUUACACACUCCAACAUCUCUCUUCACAGUUAUCGUCCACACGAUUAGGCGGAUUACGGGCUGUGCAAACCCCACUAUAUAAACUUCACUAUGGUGAAACCAUAACUGGUUAUCGUGUAGCUCUCUUAACAGAUAAAGAAAUGAGUACACCACUUGUGCAGGGAAUAUUUCUUGAGAUGUUCCGCGGUGUAUUUCAAACAGCUGUAACGAAAGAUCCAAACUACCGUCAUGAACCAGGAUGCAUGAUUACCUCCCCAGAGUUCACGGAGGGGUUAGAAGCGCUUUUCCGUGAAAAGAAACUUCUUUGA